AUACCCCGUUUUAUUCGGUUUAAAGCUCUUCCAUCGAACGGUCGUGCCUCUGUGCCUUGCUCUACGGUCUGUCGCAUUGAUCGCUCGCCCCGUACGCCGCCAGGUAUCGGUACCGACCCGAGUCGUUUCAUUCGGGCAACUCCAGUGUCGUACGCAAAGCGCGCACACGCAAAAAAGCGGAGGUCCGACGGUACCGUUCUCGUAGUCACGUCACCCUCCCCUUCCUAGAUCAGCCGACACGAUCACCGUUUGUAGCUCUCUGCUCUGCUCUGCUCUCCACAGCCUGAACGGAGAGGAUUGCCCGUAUGCAUGUCUUAUAGAUAAGAUAUCCAGCAACAAAGUAGUAGGAAGUAAGGAAGGAAGACUCACUGCCAUACCCCCCAGCGCCACCCCCACAAAACAGAAACAAAUACAAAAAUGGAGCGCUCGUCAGCUCUGUCCGCCCUGAUGGCCCUGCUCCUGUUUGUGGCCGCUGCAGCCACGCCCACACCUGCCGCCCACUGUCCCGAGGACUGCAGCUGCACUCUGUCCCAGCACACCCACAAGCCGCUGUACCAUCUCAAGUGCAACAGCACCAAGGGCCUGCUGCUGGCCGAGGAGCCGAUCGUCUCGUCGACACCCAUGCAUUCCAUCGACCUGUCCUUCCUGGGGCUGACCCGCUUCGGCCAUGUGCUGGACAAGCUGCCGGACCUCACGUCCGUCGAUCUGUCGCACAACGAACUCCACGAGCUCGGCCACCUGAGUAAGCGCAUCAAGAAGCUCAACCUGAAGCACAACCGCCUGACCUCCGCCAAGCUGGUGAAGCUGCCACAGCACCUGCAGGUUCUCAAUCUGCAGCACAACGACAUCACCAACCUGCCCAUCGAAAUCACCCACCUGCACCACCUGCAGCAGCUGGAGAUCGGCCACAAUGACAUCAACUGCUCGUGCCAGACCCUGGAGGUGCGAAACUGGCUGCAGGAGCGCCACGUGUACAUGGAGCAUCCAGUGGUCUGCAGCCACCCGGCGGAGGUGAAGGGAAAGUCCUGGUUGCAGCUGAAGCAGUCGGACAUCUGCCAGAAGGAGGUGAGCGGAUGGUUCACGCCGGAGGCCAACGAGAACGAGCUGAUGAUGGGUGACCAGCCGGCCGCUGCCUCGGGGGAGCACGAAGAGGAGGACGAGGAGUUGGGCAAGGAUUUCCUGCCCUUUGAUGGAAAGACUAAGACCCAGGGCAAGUCCAAGAAGGUGGCUCGAUCCCCCCAGGAGCCGCUGCCCGGUGACGAAGUCGAAGGCUCCGGCGAUCUGAGCGAGACCAACAUGGAACUGACCCUGGCCGAGGAGCCUGCCGUGGCCGUACCUCUGGUCGACACCACCGUCGAGCCAAUUGUGGAGCACAUUGUGAACGACGAGGAGGAUGAGGAAGAGGACAACGAGGGCUCCGGCAGUGGUGGAGGAAUUCUCAUUAUGCCAGCCAUCGCCAGCAUCCCCAUCAGCUCGGACGACAUCGACGAUGCCGACAAUAGCGAUAACGAUAUCGACAAACGACCGAUGGAGACCCCCGUCACUCCGGACAUCUUCAAGAACUCGGGCAUCGGCAUAUUUGAGGGGUCGGAGGGCGAGCCCGCGCCCGUGCCCGUGCAGGAGGAUGAGAUUGUGCCGGUAGUACAGACCAAACUGGACGCGACGGAUGUGGUCACUGACGGACCCAUCGACGCCGACGUGCCGAAAGGGGAAAUUCAGACUGCCAAAGUGCAGGACGACAGCAACGCCAUCUACUACCUGCUGGCCGUGAUCGGCCUGGUGGUGGUUGGCCUGAUCCUCUUCGUGGCCAUCAAGCGCUGCAAGUACGACAGCAAUGCAGCUGCCCGCGACGCAGAGGCUCAGCGCCAGACGGAGCUCCUCGACAUGGACAAGAAGAACCUGGGCAAGCCCCUGACCAAGAACGGGCAUGGCCUCGAGCACUCGCCGCUCAUCGGCGAGAAGACCAAGCUGGACGAGGCCCAGAUAGUCAAUGGCUCGAAGAAGCCCUACGACAGCAGCGACGCCAAGGACGGAGCCAACCAACAGCCGCUACUCAACGGCAACGGAUCGGCCAAUGGGGCCGCCAAGGAGGUGCCCAGCAUCAAUGAGCCUGCCGCACACGAGUACUACCCCAUCACACCCCGCUACCCCACGCCCCAGUCACCGCGCGCCUCCAAGUACGCCCAGCAUCCGCAGGGCAGCAGCGGAUCCCCCGAUGAGCAGAACAACAACGAGCCGGACAGCGCCUACCUGCCGUCGUCACCCAAAUCGGGCCGCUACUCGCCCGUCUACUCGCCCGAAACGGGUCGCGUGAAGAUCAAGCUGACGGAGACGCCCAAGCCCAAGACCCCCAUGCUGGUCACUCGCAGCAAGUCCAAUGCCGGCGACAUCAUCACAACCCCCGUGCGACCCGUCGUACCCACACAUCAGGUGCAGCUUACUGUCAACGGCAACGGCAACGGUGUGGGACACUGAGGGUGGGUGGUUCCGCGUAGAGCCAGAGCCAGCCAUCGACUCUCGACACAGCCCUACUACGUACCACAGAUUUACUUCCUUCUGCCGGACUCGAGCUGGAGCUGGAGUGGCACCGAUACUCGACUCGUACCGAGCUGCCAGUGGCACGGAGCGGUGCUUUCACCACUAACCAACCAUCUUAUGCUUCAGACAACAACAGAAAAACUAUUCGAUUUAAGGCCCCGCUCCCCUCUUAAAUGUAACCAGAAGAAGUAGUGCUAGCCAUAAGUAAAUUAAUUAAUUAAUUAAUUAAGCAUAAAUCUAGUUUAAUACCAAAGUUAAACGAUAUAUAUUUAAUGUAAAUUGCUACCUAAAAGCGAGAUCAGAUCUACGGAAAAAGAACAUCUUCGAAACGAAACGCUUUCGACUGGCGCACCCCUGCAUCAGCAUCGGCAUCGGCAUCAGCAUGUGAUGUACACACACCCAUAUACUGUACUUUUAUAUCUACAAAACAAACCCUAUAUUGUGUAAAAUACUUAAGCUUCAUUCUCUUGUGAAAUUAUAAUGUGUUAAUUCAUUAAAUGUGAGCGACUCUUCAAUUCAAA
Messenger RNA from Drosophila obscura, 3059 nucleotides. It is a transcript of the gene wdp, whose product is annotated as protein windpipe. The transcript is spliced from 3 exons. Gene Ontology annotation, molecular function: protein binding. NCBI's taxonomy places the organism in Eukaryota, Metazoa, Arthropoda, Insecta, Diptera, Drosophilidae. Bases 418 to 2475 code for a protein of 685 amino acids. The record is from RefSeq and is a predicted model, not a curated record.